Chaetomium fimeti is the source of this 975-nucleotide messenger RNA. Its product is annotated as mPR-like GPCR protein. The record is from RefSeq and is a predicted model, not a curated record. Bases 1 to 975 code for a protein of 324 amino acids. NCBI's taxonomy places the organism in Eukaryota, Fungi, Ascomycota, Sordariomycetes, Sordariales, Chaetomiaceae. Gene Ontology annotation, biological process: intracellular zinc ion homeostasis. Gene Ontology annotation, molecular function: signaling receptor activity. The transcript has 3 exons. Gene Ontology annotation, cellular component: membrane.
AUGCCUCCUGCUCAUCGUCGGGUCUCGCCCUCGCAACCAGCCGAGGAGCGCAACGAGCUACCUGUCGCGGGAAGUGGUUACGCGCACGAAAGAUUUUGGAGAAAUAAACCCAAAGCCAGCAAGGCACGCCCAGUUCUUCUCUCAUUUGACGAGCUUCCGGAAUGGCAACAGGAUAGCGGGUACAUUCGGCAUGGCUAUCGCCCAAUCUCAGGCUCGGCGCAGGUCUCAUUCAGCAGUUGGUCCUAUCUUCACAACGAGUCGGUAAACAUAUAUUCCCACUUGAUACCAGGGAUCGCCUUUCUGCUCGGCGAGUGGUAUAUCCAACAGUAUCUUGCAAGUAGAUACUCCACGGUCACGGCCACUGAUUACCUCAUCUUCACCUUCUUCCUCUUGACUGCCGUUAUCUGCUUGGGGCUGUCAACGAUAUACCACACCUUGCUGAACCACUCCCACAAGGUGGAACAACUCUGUCUACAGCUUGAUCUGGUGGGCAUAGCCUUCUUGACAGUGGGCGAUUUCAUCUCGGGAAUACGCAUGGUCUUCUACUGCGAAUCUCUGCAACGCAACAUCUACUGGUCUAUGACUGGAAUUCUCGGUGCGCUUACCAUCGGAAUCAUGGUCAGUCCGAGAUUCCAGGGUCGCGAGUUCCGCAUUUUCCGAACACUCACGUUCGUGGGGCUUGGUACGUCUGGCUUUGCACCAUUGAUACAUGGAAUCACGAUGUUCGGCUGGUCGCAAAUGGUUAAGCAAUCCGGAAUGCCCUACUAUCUGGUCGAAGGGGGCUUCCUUCUGGCUGGAACCUUUUUUUACGCUACCAAGUUUCCCGAGAGUCGAUAUCCAGGCAAAUUCGAUAUAUGGGGCUCCUCCCAUCAACUAUUUCACAUCAUGGUGGUGCUCGCCACUGUGACUCAAUUGGUUGGAUUAUUGCAGGCCUUUGACUAUAAUUACUUCCACCGAAUAUGCUCGUCUCUCUAA